This is a messenger RNA of Esox lucius (northern pike), 2820 nucleotides long. It is a transcript of the gene stc2a, whose product is annotated as stanniocalcin 2a. The transcript is spliced from 4 exons. NCBI's taxonomy places the organism in Eukaryota, Metazoa, Chordata, Actinopteri, Esociformes, Esocidae. Gene Ontology annotation, cellular component: extracellular region. Bases 205 to 1065 code for a protein of 286 amino acids. Gene Ontology annotation, biological process: intracellular calcium ion homeostasis. The record is from RefSeq and is a predicted model, not a curated record. Gene Ontology annotation, molecular function: hormone activity.
CUGCCGUCCGGGUGCUCAGUCGUCUCUCUCGCUGCGUUGCCUUCCUUUCUGAAUACAGUCUACAGUCGUGAGUUACUACAGACAGAGAGCAGACUGGCCUGAUAGACUGGCGUGUUUCCGAUACAACACUGCAUCAUUGUUUCAGAGCGGAGUGAAGGCACACUAGCACAGGUUAACUAUUAAUCUGCACAGAUAGAGGCAGUAAUGUUGGUGAAAUUUGCUAUAGCGCUGCUGGUUAUGACAGUUUUGGAGCAAGUAAUUGGAUUAGAUCAUAUUGAUGUUCAUGACAACCCGUCAGAGAAACCCGCGAGCCAGAAAGGACGCAUGUCUUUGCAGAACACAGCUGAAAUCCAACACUGUCUGGUGAGUGCAGGGGACGUGGGCUGCGGUGUGUUUGAGUGUUUUGAGAAUAACUCCUGUGAAAUACGUGGCCUGCAGGAGAUCUGUCUGACUUUCCUGCACAACGCUGGCAAGUUCGACUCCCAGGGUAAGUCGUUCAUCAAGGACGCUCUAAAGUGCAUGGCCCACGGUCUGAGACACAAGUUUAGCUGCAUCAGCAGGAAGUGCUUGGCUAUUAAAGACAUGGUGUUUCAGCUACAGAGAGAAUGCUACCUCAGACACAACUUGUGUUCGGCAGCCAAAGAGAAUGUGGCCGUCAUGGUGGAGAUGAUCCACUUCCAGGACCUCUUCCCUAAAGGGCCGUAUGUGGAGCUGGUGAACAUCCUGCUGAGCUGUGGAGAGGAGGUGAAGGAGGCCUUGACCAGGAGUGUCCGGCUGCAGUGUGAGCAGAACUGGGGGGCUCUCUGUGACAGCCUGAGCCUCUGCUCUUCCAUUGCACCCCCUCCAGGACAGGCCCCCGCCCCCCCCGACCACCGUCGCCCUUCAGUCCCUCACUCGGAGCCUGACCACCCCCGUCCCUCCCGACAGGGUGACAGGGACAAGAUCAUUAAAGGGGGCUUCAAUGCCCACCCCCGUGGCCGUAGCCAGGGCCCCCGCCGACAGAGUGUUGAUCCUGGGGUGGUGGCGGAGCAGGAGGACCCCGAGGCCACUGGCAUUCGGAGGUGAAAGAGACAUCGGACCCUUAAUGCCCCGAUCCCCCACCCUGACCCAGUCACCAUCGCAGCCCCAGCUGAUAUACUAUACAUGAUUAUAGUAUACGGUGUGUGGUAUUCCUCACCGCACCCCGACACCCACCACCCAGCCAUCUGUAGAUAUGUAACAUACAGCGUUUGUUUGUUUCAAAGUGGGAAAUGUGUUGUUUGUAUUAUAAUUCUAGAUACUUUAUGAUUAAAUACAAAACUGUGUACUCGUUUUGAAGUCCAGUUCUGGCACAUAUGAAUUGUAGUGCAUGACGUUGGGUUACCAUGACAAAGUAAACAAACUGGCCGUUCUCUAAUGGCCAGCUUCCGUCGUUAGGAUUCCUACUAAGGACACAGGGUCGGUCUGUAGCAGCACAUUCAUAGGGCCCUAUGGGCUAUGAUCAAAGGUAGUACACUAUAUAGGGAAUAGGGGUUCAGUUUGGGACACAGUUCUCUCAUAAACCUGUAAUCUCAGCUGAUUGUAGCUACAGCCCCGAUGCGUCCAGGUGCCCGAGCUCUUCUUUUCUGCAGGGACUCCGUUCUGUGAGACGGUUACCUGUAGUGCACUCACCCGGGGUGACGAUGUCAUAAAGUAAGUAGCACUGGGAAGAUUCAAGUAGAUUCACGUAUGAUUCCCAAUUGAUUCGGCAGCCUUUUUUACUUUUAUUCAAAGCUACAAGCGUUCCUUCGAUUGGAGAAACAGACUCACUCUGGCAUACACAGACAGCACCGCAGCCACACUGCGCUCAGACGGCACCCGAGGUCUGACGAUAUCCCAGUGACAGAGUGCUGUACGGCUGAAGUCUUCAUUGAGCAACGGCCUAGGCAUUAACCCAGGGAGCUAACAGUCUUGAGGUUUCAGUGGUCAAAAUGUCACACACAAAUAAGUCAACAGAAGUCAGUCAACAGUGUGCUUUCUCUUGUUUAACUUCCAGACGAGAGGUGGAGACGAGGAGGAGGAAUGAACGUGUUCACUUCUCUCUCCCUCCCCCUGGCCAUGGCAGUCCACUCAAAUGGCACCCUAUUCACUAUGUAGUGCACUACUUGCUUCAACGAGGGGCAUCUAGUGCACUACGUACUGCAGGGUGCCGCUGGGAUGCGUCACCAGCAAUCCCAGCAAGGACCCAGGAUCUGGGUUAGGUCCACACGCGGGGGCUCUGGCUGCAUGCCGCUCUUAUUCCGAAUGUUAUAUUUACUAAGGCCACCAGAGAAUUCCUCUGGACCACAGCCAAGGACGGCCAGCCGCACGGGGAGGUAGGGGGAGGAGAGAAGGAGGAGAAGGAGCAGAGGGAGGGAGAGAAAUUUGCUCUGCAGUUCUUGAGGAGGCACGGUUUCUUUCUCCUCUUCAUCGAUUCCCUCUCUCUCCUCUUCUGUCAGUAGUGAGGUGUCUGUAGAUCCGUCAUGCAGGCUUUCUCAGACCCCUCUGAGCCUGUACAUGCCCAUUCAGAUGAUGUGGCAAUGCAUUGAAGUUAAUUGACUUAACACAGGGCACCAGGUAUGUUAGUUCGUUAGGGAUUUAAACAAUCUAACUGACAAUCUGUUCCAUACUCUGUCGCUGUCCUCUCUAUUUUGUGUUCAGGGAGAAAUAGACUGACCCCCCCACCCCAGAAUGUGGUCUGGUAUUGUUGUUAUAAUUAACCUGUCUGACAUUGUGUAUACAGUACUAUAAUGAAACUACGGAUUCUUGAAAUCAACAUAAAUGUAUCUUCAUAUAAUUAAAAGUUACUUUUUGUGGAUAUUU